AUGAGUGGAGGGAAUGAGCCCAUCGCCAUCAUUGGCGCCGCCUGUCGAUUUCCCGGCGGUGCCAACUCUCCAUCCAAGCUAUGGGAUCUGUUGCACCACCCUCGUGAUCUCUCUCGAAAGCCCCCUACAACUCGCUUCAAUGGGGAUGGCUUCUAUCAUCCCAAUCCGGAGCACCAUACGACAACCAAUGUCACUAAGUCUUACUUCCUGGAAGAAGACCACCGACUGUUCGAUGCAACCUUCUUCAACACCACUCCAAAAGAAGCGGAGGCAAUCGACCCCCAGCAAAGGCUUCUACUAGAAACUGUAUUUGAGGCCAUGGAGUCUGCUGGUUUGACUCUGAAAGGAAUGGAAGGGAGCCAGACGUCUGUCUACGUGGGGCUGAUGUGCAAUGACUUCCAUGAUAUUCAAGUCCGCGAUCCUGAUUAUCUCCCACAAUAUAUUGCCACCGGUGCCUCUCGGGCAAUCAUCUCGAACCGCGUCUCUUACUUCUUUGACUGGAACGGGCCAUCCAUGACGAUCGACACGGCAUGCUCGUCUAGCUUGGUGGCGAUUCAUCAGGCUGUUCAAAGCCUCCGGUCUGGCGAGAGUAAAACGGCCUGUGCCGCUGGUGCCAACCUGCUUCUCAGCCCUGAGAACUACCAGGCAGAGUCAAAUCUGCACAUGCUUUCUCCGUCUGGAUGGUCCCAGAUGUGGGAUGCCAACGCCGAUGGAUACGCUCGGGGAGAAGGUAUUGCGGCUGUGUUUCUAAAGACCUUAUCCAGUGCGUUGGCCGAUGGGGAUCCUAUCGAAGGGAUCAUCCGGGAAACCGGCGUGAAUUCGGAUGGCCGUACUCGAGGCAUCACUAUGCCGAGUAAUGAGGCUCAGCUGAGCUUGAUUCGCGCCACGUACGCAAAAGCUGGGCUGGAUCCCCUCCAACCAGAGCAGAGAUGCCAGUACUUCGAAGCCCACGGCACAGGCACCCCUGCAGGGGACCCCCUGGAAGCAUCAGCCAUCAGCCGAGCAUUUUUCAACGAGCAGAGUGUGGACCAAGGCAAGCUAUUGGUUGGGUCUAUCAAGACCGUGAUAGGCCACACGGAGGGGGCCGCUGGAGUGGCGGGAGUGCUGAAAGCUAUGCUGGCCAUGCAAAAUGGCAUUGUUCCUCCCAACCAGCAUUUCAAGUCACUGAAUCCAGACAUAAAACCUUGGUAUUCACACUUGGAAAUACCAACAGCGCCGCGUAAAUGGCCUGUGACAGCGUCUGGUAUACCCCGACGAGCAAGCAUCAAUUCCUUCGGCUUUGGCGGCACCAACAGCCAUGUUAUCCUUGAGCAUUAUGACCCGACUAUUCAUGCCCAAGCCGUACCUGACAAAAUGCUUGAGAAAGAAGUGAUCACGAAUACGGUUAGCAGCGAGAAUCCAUAUCCGAUCUUACCACUAGUCCUGUCUGCUCAGACCGAACAAUCUCUCCUGAGUACGAUUCAUGCAUAUUCAGAGUACCUGAAGACAAACGACUUAGUGGAUUUGGACGGUCUUUCUCGGGUAUUGCUUGAACGUCGUACCGUUUUUCCUGUCCGGGUUGCCUUCUCGCCGGGUUCCCAGAAGGAUAUACUCGCACAGAUGGAUGCUGCCAUUGAACGUGGACGUGACUCUGGCACACGCCUGAAAAUCCUGGACCCCGAGACUGGACCUCGUAUUCUGGGCGUUUUCACCGGCCAGGGUGCGCAAUGGGCCGCCAUGGGCCGCGUUUUGAUUCUGCAAUCGGUAGUCUUCCGAAAGACAAUUGAAGACUUAGAACAACAUCUGUCUGAAAUACCGCACCCACCUUCUUGGUCUUUGAAGAAAGAGCUGAUGGCCUCUUCGAAAACCUCGCGCCUGGAAGAAGCGGCAUUAUCCCAGCCAUUAUGCACAGCGGUGCAGGUUGCAACGGUGAAUCUUUUGCGUGCCGCAGGGGUUUCUUUUCAUACCGUUGUAGGCCACUCUUCCGGUGAGAUUGCAGCGGCUUAUACAAGCGGGUGCAUCACAGCCAAUGAGGCUAUUCGAAUCGCUUAUUACCGUGGUUAUUUCGCCGGUCUUGCAACAGGACCUGAUGGGCAAAAAGGCGGAAUGCUGGCUGCUGGUUUGAGCUUGGAAGAAGCUCGGAACUUCUGCAAUCGUCCGGAAUUCAACGGUCACAUUGUGGUAGCCGCGAGUAACUCGCCAUCUAGCGUCACACUAUCUGGAGACCUUGAUGUUCUCCUGACAGCUAAGAAUGCGAUUGAUGCUGAGGGCAAGUUUGCUCGGGCACUGAAGGUAGACACCGCGUACCACAGCCCGCACAUGCAGCCUUGCUCCGAACCCUAUCUUGAAGCCUUGACCACCACCCCGGUCCAUCCACAGUCAUCCAAGGCCGGUUGCGUGUGGCUUUCCAGCGUAUACAGCGCCAAUGGGCGGCCCAGAAAGGAGGAGCUCACGGGUACCUACUGGAGAGACAACAUGAUCAAACCAGUUCUGUUCUCCGAGGUUGUAAAGGCUGCUUAUGAAAGGCGCGGUCCCUUUGAUAUUUGCAUCGAGGUUGGACCCCACGCCACGCUCAAAGGACCUGCGACGCAAACUAUCAAGGAGGCGUUUGGCAGCGCACGGCCUUACCAAGGAGCGCUGCAGCGGGGCAAAGACGAUGUCGUUUCUUUUGGAAGUCUCUUGGGAUUCUUGUGGACGCACCUUCCUGCUGGUACUAUUGACUUCAAGGGCUUCGCAACGGCCAUGAGGGGAAACGUCUCACAGUCCUGUCCCAUGCCGGGGGAUCUUCCUUCCUAUCAGUGGGAGCACAAUCAGAUUCAUUGGAGAGAGGGGCGCCUGUCGAGGCAAUACCGCAGUCGUCCUCCGUUCCAUGAACUUCUUGGUACCAGACUCCCUGGCGAUGUCGAAUUUGAACCUCGCUGGCGCAAUAUUCUUCGAGCGGAUGAGGUACCGUGGCUUCGCAAUCACCGCUUCCAAGGCCAGAUUAUUGUUCCAGCAGCUGCCUACUGUGUGAUGGCAGUUAGUGCGGCACAAUCCCUGAGCAAGGAUAUACCGAUUCAGGCAAUUGAGAUCACUGAUCUGGAUAUCGAGAAUGCCAUCACCCUUUCAGACGGUCCGCCUGGAGCCGAGGUGGUCUUCGAUCUGCACCAAGUUGAGCCCAAGGAGAGCACCGACAAGAGUGUCAUUCAUGCAGAGUAUGCCUGCUUUUCAGGACCUGCUGAUGGUUCUGGGCCGAUCAAGAAGAUUUUCACUGGGAAGCUGUCUGUCUUCCUGGGCCAGUCACAGGACGUUGGUCUUCCAGCGAGGGGCAACAUUCGUCCGAUUCUUUACCCCAUGGACGUUGACGACUUCUACGACCAAAUGACAAGCAUUGGUCUUAACUAUACUGGAUCAUUCCGCGGUAUUCAAGCUGCACAGCGUCGACUUCACAAUUCUACCAUCCGGAUCGGCGCCCCGGAAGAGGGCAGUGGUGACUUUCUCAUACACCCUAUCACCCUGGAUGUGUGUUUCCAGGCAAUAUUUGCUGCAUAUGCUUCACCAGACGAUGGGUCUCUUCGAACAUCGUUCCUUCCUCGGAAAAUUGGCCGGAUUGUGCUGUCUGUCUCUGAGUGUCAGGCCAAUAUUUCCUCUCAGUCGGGUGUCAAUGUCGACGCCGUGGUCACUAACAUUGUGACUGCCAAUACUUUCCAAAUGCCUGCAAUCCAUGGCGACCUACAUAUAUUUAAUGAGAAGACUGGACAGAUGCAAGUCUUGAUUGAAGAUUUGUCAGUUAGCUCCUUUGCGCCUGGCUCCGAGAGUGACGAUCGCCAGCUAUUCCUCGAAGACCGUUGGGAACUGGAUAUUUUGAGCGGUCUCAGUGCCGGUCGCAGCGAUCUUGGAAUCUCCGGGGUCCAAGCAUCUUUGGAUGCGUGUGACCGUGUUGCUCAUUUCUACCUUCGAGAGUUGACCAGGGAAGGCACCGUGCCACGUGUUGUGCCCGGAUAUGAAAACCUCGUGCGAUUCGCGCAGAAACUCUCUUCUCAGGCCUCGGGUAACGAUUCUGUUGGCAGCGUCGUAUGGACCAGCGAUACCGAAGAUGAUAUUGCUGAUCUUAUCACGCAACAUCCCGAUAGUGAUGAUCUGAGAUUGUGCAAAGUGAUCGGAGAGAGACUCCCGGCUAUUGUGAGCGGCGAUGCGGCUCUGGCGGACGACCAUAUCGCAGACCUCUUUGACCAGUCCCUCCGGACAGGAUCCACACUCGCACUGGCCUUUCGCCAACUCGGGUCAAUAGCUAAGCAGAUCGCUCAUAAGCAUCCGCGGAUGUCAAUCCUGGAGAUUGGGGCGCAUGCAGGACGGGUGACAAGCUACAUCCUUCAAGAACUAGGCGAUGCGUUUUCGAAUUACACUGUCGCCCAUACAUCUACCGUAUCGCCGCACUACUUGGCGCAUGCACAGGGCGAUCUACCUACUGGUAUUUCGCAAAAGGAUGUAAAUUUGAACGAUGACCUUGAAUCCCAGGAUUUCAAGGGCAGCUCAUUCGACCUUAUCAUUGCGGUCAGCCUAACACCUCUGUCUCUUCCCCUUCGCGAAUCCCUCUUGAAACUUCGGGGAUUGCUGAAACCUGGUGGUUUUUCACUGUUCUAUGAACCGACUGGAAAUGGCAUCCACUACCCGUUCAUAAUGUCUGCUCUUCCACAAUGGUGGUCACUUGAAGAUGCAGACCGGUCUGAAGCGAGAACGGGGUCACUGGUCGCCUGGGACCGAUUACUUCGCCAAACGGGCUAUUCCGGUGUUGAUGCGGCUCUCAAUGACGGCCCAGAUCCCCGGAUAUCUCUUAUUGUGUCUCAGGCUACAGAUGAGGUUGUCAAAUCUUUACGCAAGCCGCUUCAGUCACGGAAAGUAUUCGGACCUUUCCCUGGAAGGCUUUUGAUCCUUGGUGGGAAAACCUUGGUGACGUCCCAACUGAUCAGUCAACUGGAGAUGAUUUUGGAGUCUUGGUUCCAAGGCGUUCUGGUCAUUGAUUCCCUUGAAGACUUGAAAGAGGAAACCUUGGCAGACGCUACCGCCGUAUUGUCUUUAAAAGACCUCGACUUUCCUUUCAUUAAGGACUUCAACAAGAAGUCUUAUUCUAACCUUAAAAUACUGUUCGAGCGUAUACCUAGUGCUCUAUGGAUCUUGCAGGGACAUCGUCAACACAAUCCCUACCAUGCUGCGUCACUUGGCCUCCUCCGAACCAUUGCGGCGGAGGUCCCACAGCUACAUCUUCAGUGCCUCGAUGUUGAGCAGACCGACAACCUUGAACUGCAUCUCGCAGAAAGCAUACUUCGCUUGGUGAUCAUUCAAACAAAGAAGAUUCGAAACGACAAAACACUUCUCUGGAACACCGAACAAGAAUUAGUCUUGCAGCGGGGUCUUUUCUGGCUCCCUCGAAUUGUGCCUGUGAGGGAGCUCAAUGAUCGUCUGAACUCUACCAAACGACUCCUGGAGAGAGACGUUGACUCGUCUUCCACUCAGGUGAUCCUUUAUAGGGCAACUCAUGGCAGCGAAACAGCCAGGUUUACUGCUGUCCAGGGUCUCAAAAGAAACGCUUUCCUAUCCCCUCCGCCCACGGACAGAUCGUUGCACUUGAGUGAAAGUUCACAUGUCGCAGUUCAAGUUUCGGAAGGAGUUUCUGUUUUCGUCGGACUCGGACGCGAUUUGACGACUCACUCUGAGUAUUUGACCUUCCUUCCUCAAAAUGCCUCUCUCGUCACUAUUCCCACUUCGUGGACGCAGCCCCUUCGCGAGGGGCUUUCUCCAAAUCUUUCAACCGCGGGCCUCUUCCGAUACCUAGUGGCUCGACGAGUGGUAGACUUGGCCUCGUCAUCAGGCUCAACUGUUUUACAUGGUCUGGACAAUCUACUCGCUUCUACAGUUUGGGAUAGAUCACAGGUGAACGGGAAGCGCGUCGUCAUUGCCACCGAAAGACCCGAUGACAACUCCCUGCCGAAACACAUUCCUCGGGUGUACCUUCACCCCCAUGCGUCGAAGUUGAUGCUUCGAUCAAGUCUGCCUGGGGACACUAAAAUGCUGAUAGAUAUUUCUGUUGGUCAGAAGCUCCUUAAAAGGCUUAGAAAUGUCCUGUCGCAUGAUAGUCUGGUUCUCACAUCCGAUGUCGUUUUCAGCGACCAUGCCUCCUCACAUGGUCUCAAUCAACCAGGGGAAUUGUGGAAGGAUUUCCUUGUCGAGGGAUCCGCCAACGCAGAUCAAACUCUUUUAAGAGUGCGACCGAGCGAGCUACUACACGCGGCCCCUGAUACAUCUCGGCUGACAAUCAUCGAUUGGACCAGUGUCGAGAAGCUAUCCACGAUCGUUCAACCACUAGAUUCCACCAAGUUAUUUUCCAACAACAAAACAUACCUUCUUGUUGGACUGACAGAAAUCCUCAAAGGGGCACACGGUGGGAGGCCGAGCUCCGAUCUAUGGGGGGCUGACCUGCACAUCGAGCCCUGCGAUGUGACGAUGAAACAGGAUGUUGCUCGUCUCGUUCAGCAACUGCGAAGCACGCUGCCUCCGGUUGCUGGAGUGGUCAAUGGAGCCAUGAUUAUGCAUGAUCAGCCCUUCAUAGACAUGGACGAGGAAACCUUCCGCAAGGUACUGCGCCCGAAAGUCGAUGGCUCCAAAAACCUUGAUGAGGAAUUUUGGGAUACUCAGUUGGAUUUCUUCAUCAUGACCUCGUCCACUGCCGCUGUUGUUGGAAAUCCGGGACAAGCAAAUUAUGCAGCUGCAAACCAAUACAUGGUCGGUCUUGCCGCUCAGCGCAAAGCGCGUGGUGUGGCUGGUUCCGUUGUCGACAUCGGAAUGAUCAUGGGCAUAGGAUACAUUCGUCGCAGCGAGGGAAAGGCAACCUAUGAACAUUUCCUCGGCAAGCAAAACUUAAUGCCAAUUUCCGAACACGACAUCCGCGACAUAUUCAGCGAAGCCAUCCUUGGCGGCCACCCGAUUACUGGCGACCGCUCUCAGAUCAUGACUGGUUUGGCUAAAAUUGAUCUUUCAGAUAGCAGCAAGCGGCCCAGCUGGAUCGCUAACCCACGUUUCUCUCACCAUAACUUCCAAUCGGAGCCACAAAAAGCGCAGGACAGCGGCUCAGAAGCAUCCCCUAAGUCCAGACUCCGUGAAGCUGGCAAUGUCCAAGAUGCUUCGCUAUUACUACAGAAAAUGUUUGUUGCUGAAUUGGCUGUAGUUCUACAGUUGCCGCCCGAUAAUGUCAAUAAGUCUAUGUCGCUGCUGGAAAUGGGAGCAGACUCACUUGUGGCGGUUGAGAUUCGAUCCUGGGUCCUACGAGAAAUUGGACAGGAUGUGCCUGUCUUGAAACUGUUGGGAGGCGCAAGUGUCACAGACCUAUGUGAUGAGCUCGCAGUCGACGUUCUUGCAGACAAUGCCACUGGCGACGAUGAGCUGGUUGCCGAAAACCAGGAAAACAGUUUGGCUAUUGGACAGAAUCCACCGGACAACCUAAAUGAAGCUGCCGUUCUUGCCGAGCACAAAACACACUUGGAAUCGAAUACCUCAUCUGACGAGGGUUCUACGCCCGGAGAUACUCAAAUACAAACAACCCCUGCGACAUCCGACAAUGAGUCUACCACAUCAAACAAACCAGUUUUGCCACCGUGGUUGCGUAUCGAUCCAAUGUCUUACGGGCAAUCUCGAAUCUGGUUCCCUUCUAUCUACCUCGAGGACAAGACCACAUAUAACUGCACUACCUCCUAUCGCCUGAAUGGGCUGUUAGAUAUUAGCAGACUCGAGAUGGCACUUCGACAAGUCACCCAAAGGCAUGAAUCCUUCCGCACCUCAUUCCACACAGACAGCUUCACCGGUGAUGCCAAUCAAGUAAUUUUGAGAAAGAGCAAAUUCAGGCUUCAUAUCCUGAACUCUACAAAUGAUGAGAGUGACGUUGAAAGAGAAUUUCAGAAAAUGCACGCCCACAUCUACGACCUCGAGAAUGGCGAUACUUUCCGCGUCGUUCUCCUGGCUCAUGCGCCUGACUACCACACGAUUGUAUUUGGAUAUCACCAUAUAAUCAUGGACGGCGUCAGUUGGCAACUCACUCUCCAAGAUAUCGAACGAUGCUAUGCGUCACCGACGGUGAAACAUCCAAGUCCUCUACAAUAUUCGACAUUCGCGGACAAGCAGCGACGUGCUGUUCAGAACGGUGCAUAUGCCAAGCAACUUCAGUAUUGGAAAUCACAAUUCCAGGAUCUACCAAGCAUCCUGCCCUUGUUCGGCUUUGCGAAGACCACUUCUCGCAAGGCGAUGACGAAAUACGAGACCCUCGAGCUUGUGCAGCCGCUCGAGCCCGCACUUACGAAUAGGGUGAGAGUGGCCAGCAAGAAAGCAAAGGUUACAACGUUGCAUUUCUAUCUCACUGCCUUCCAAGUUAUGCUCCAUCAUUUCCUUGGCGUUGAUGAUCAGUGCAUCGGUAUCGUGGAUGCAAACCGUAACGACUCAGAAUUCAUGCAGACAAUCGGGUUUUUCUUGAAUACUCUGCCAUUGCGCGUCAAGCUUCAGAAUGACCCCAGCUUCGAGGACAUAGUUCAGCAAACUCGCACUACAGUCUAUGCCGCACUUGGCAACUCAGAUAUCCCGAUUGAUCUCGUUCUGGACGAACUCGAUAUUCCCAGAUCAAACACCUUGCCCCCGCUAUUCCAGACAAUCUUCAAUUAUCGAAUGGGUGCCCUGAAGCAAAGCACUAUUGGUGAAGUCGGCCUCGAAUGGCACGAUUAUAAAGAUGCACGGAAUCCUUACGAUAUCACAGUCUCCGUCGAUGAAAAGGCCGAUGGCACUGGUGGUUUCUUGUCAUUGAGCUUACUAGAUUACUUAUUUGACGUCGAGGGUGGAAACUUGCUCACCAAGGCAUACGUCAAUAUUCUUGAGCAAGCUGCUUUGGAUCCGAGCAUGCGACUCACUGACUUUUCUCUGUUCCCUGAAGCUGAAUCUCAUCAGUCCGCGUCGCUGGGGAUUGGCAACAAGAUUGAAACGGCCUGGCCGGACACGCUGUCCAAAAGGAUCAAUCAUCUGGUCGAAACUCAGCCCGAUGAGCUUGCACUAAAAGACUCUUCUGAACGAGUCCUGACCUACCGUGCCAUGGGUGACCGAGUCAAUGCUAUCGCCGCUGCACUCAGUACCCUUCCCUCCCUGAGGGUUGGGUCCCAUAUUGGCGUGUGCUGCCAGCCAUCAGCGGAUUUGAUUUGCGCGCUUCUGGCAAUCAUGCGGCUCGGCGCUGUCUACGUGCCUCUUGAUUCCAGUAUGCCCGUAGAGCGUUUGGCAUUGAUUUGUGAUGAGGCGAGCCUGCAGGCUCUUGUCCACGACAAGGAAACAGCCAGUACGGCGAAAAUCCUCAGCCCCCAGGCUGGCCAUAUCGUCGACCUUACAUUCCUACCGAGUCACACCGAAAAGAAGAUUCCUGAUCGCAGUGAAGCCGCAUCAAACGCAUUUAUCAUGUUCACAAGCGGCUCAACUGGCAAACCCAAAGGUGUUCAGUUGACACAUGCUAACUAUACGUCCCAUGUUGUUGCAGCGUCCCAGCAAAUGGGUCUGCAAAAAGAGACUGUCCUCCAGCAAAGCUCAGUCAGCUUUGAUCUGUCGCUUGCUCAAAUAUUCUACUGUCUUGCCAACGGUGGGACUCUUGUUGUGACUGACAGCCAAAGAGAUCCGGAGGCCUUGGCAGCGUUGAUCCAGCGCGAGGGAGUGACCUUCACCUUCUGUGUACCUUCUGAAUAUUCGAUUUUACUCCGAUAUGGCCGAGAGACUCUGACAUCUUGCAAGUCUUGGCGUAUUGCUCUCUCAAGCGGCGAGGGGUUCCCAGUCAGUCUCAAGGAGAAGUUCCGUGACCUCCGACUCAACACACUAAAAGUCUUGAAUGCUUACGGGCCAACUGAAGGGUCUAUCGUUGCAACCAUGUGUGAGGUUGACUACAAGGCUAUCAAUGAUGAGAGAGUUCCAAUCGGUCGCACACUCAACAACUAUGCCGUUUAUAUAGUGGAUGAUGCUGCAAAGCCAGUACCAGUCGGUUUUCCUGGUGAACUUGUUCUUGGUGGGCCUGGCAUCAGUCCUGGAUACUGGCGCAACCCAGAUUUUACAAAGCAGAAGUUCAUACGGGACACAAUCUCAGGGUCUGAAAAGGCCGUCGAUGGCUGGAAGACCCUUUAUCGUACGGGAGACAAAGCCCGCAUGCUCGGAGACGGAUCAUUGGUCUACCUGGGGAGAAUGGAAGGAGACCUGCAGGUCAAGAUCCGAGGAGUGCGCGUCGAAUUGGAAGAGAUCGAAAACGCAAUUCUCAACAGUGCGCACGGCAUGCUCUCUGAUGCUGCAGUCGUCCUCAGAGGAGAAACGGAGAAUUUUUUGGCCGCAUUCGUUGUUUUCGCAGAUGGCUGUGAACCCAAGGACAACUCAACAGAAUAUCUUCGAUCAUUGCGCUCGACGCUCCCUCUUCCCUUGUUCAUGAAGCCCGCCAUUAUAAAGAACCUGGUUAAGCUUCCAAUCACGGCUUCAGGAAAGCUUGAUCGUCGCGCGUUAAGCACUGUUCCUUUGGGUGACAUCCCUGACCCAGAGUCUACUGCAUUAUUGAGCGCUACCGAACGCCAACUGAGCGACAUUUGGCAGAUUCUGCUGGCAGACGUCGGUGAAUCGUUAAGUAUUGAAAAAUCAUCUGACUUCUUCUCUGUCGGCGGAAAUUCUCUCCUCUUGCUCAAGAUGCAAGCCGAGAUCCGCGAUCGUUUCUCUAUUGAACUUUCCCUGCCUGAGCUCUUCCAGAACAACACACUCGAGGGUCUUGCUGCCCGUAUCAAUGCAACCAGUACUGGCAAUUCCUAUCAAAUUGACUGGGAGGCUGAAACAGCUGUUUCUUCCGAGAUCACAUCCGUCAAGCCCGUAUCGCGCCCAGCAAAGCCCCUCGCUAAGUCAAAAACCGUUCUUCUGACUGGAGCCACUGGGUUCCUGGGCCGUGCCUUGUGCCAUCAGCUGGUCGAUUGCCCGGAAAUUCAAAGGAUUGAAUGUCUGGCAGUGAGAAACCCCACAGCAGCCCGCGCGCAGUCGAAGAAGAUCUUCUUCCAUAAAGGCGAUCUCACUCUGCCUUUCCUGGGACUCUCCGAGACUGAAGCAAACGAUAUCUUCGCAUCGGCUGAUGUCAUCAUCCACAAUGGUGCCGAUGUAUCCUUCAUGAAGUCUUACCACUCGCUUCGCCAGCCAAACGUCGAAUCCACCAAGGAACUCGUCCGCCUUGCAGCCAAGCAUCGAACCCCCUUCCAUUUCAUCUCCACAUCUGGCGUUGCCCAUCUAAGUGGCAAGGACUCGUAUCCCGAAAUCUCCGUCGCAGCUUAUCAGCCCCCACCCGAUGGAACAGAUGGCUAUGUGGCUUCCAAGUGGGCUAGUGAGCGAUUCCUGGAGCGCGUUGCUUUCCAGACCGGAAUGCCUGUGUGGAUUCACCGACCGACGAGCGUGACAGGUGCCAAUACUCCGUCCAUGGACAUUGUGCACACCGUGCUGCGCUUCUCCCGCAUCCUGAAGAGCGUACCAGAGCUCCCAGGUUGGUGUGGAUACUUUGAUUUUGUACACGUUGACUCCGUCGCUCGAACAGUACUCGAUGCUAUACUGGCUGGAACAGCUGUCAACACCAAUGAGCCUGUUUAUGUCCACCACUGCGGAGAGACUGUUAUUCCUGUCCAGGACGCUCGUACCUACCUGGAAGAGGAGCUUGGGGAGACUGUUACCGCACGGUCAACGGCAGACUGGAUUGCUGCAGCCUCUGCUGAGGGAAUGGAGCAGUUAGUCGUAGCUUUCAUGAAGAUGUUUGCAGACGGAACGGCGCAUUCCCUUGUUCUGCCUCGGCUGGUCAAAGGGGGUCUGGAGGCUUUGAGGGUUGACGUGUGA
Penicillium argentinense is the source of this 11865-nucleotide messenger RNA. It is a transcript of the gene nrps14, whose product is annotated as PKS-NRPS hybrid synthetase psoA. The record is from RefSeq and is a predicted model, not a curated record. The transcript is spliced from 5 exons. Lineage: Eukaryota; Fungi; Ascomycota; Eurotiomycetes; Eurotiales; Aspergillaceae. Gene Ontology annotation, molecular function: 3-oxoacyl-[acyl-carrier-protein] synthase activity; phosphopantetheine binding; fatty acid synthase activity. Gene Ontology annotation, biological process: secondary metabolite biosynthetic process; fatty acid biosynthetic process. Bases 1 to 11865 code for a protein of 3954 amino acids.